Paramecium pentaurelia is the source of this 2585-nucleotide messenger RNA. The record is from the annotation of a GenBank genome assembly. Lineage: Eukaryota; Ciliophora; Oligohymenophorea; Peniculida; Parameciidae.
AUGUUUGAUUAUGACUAGAAGGAAUUCUAAGAAACUAUUAAAAUGAAAUGUAAGGAGAGAGAAGAUCAAAUCAUAAAUCAAUAUAAUUAAGUAUUAUUUAGAUACUAAGCAGAAUGUCAAGAAUAUAUUAAAAAUCUAAAAUAAUAAUAUGAAAAAGACUAAGAAAAUUUUAAUUAAUAAUUAAUAAAGAAGUUAAUCGAACUUAAGUUAAUUGUGGAUAAUGAAAAAAAAAAUCUAUAAUUAAAAGAAGAUUUUGAAAAAGAGUAAUAAAAAAAUCAAUUAUCUGAGAAAUUCAUUUAGGAAAAUAACAAAUUAAAGAUGGAAUUAAAUGAUCUAAAAAAUAAUUUUAAUAAAAAAGUUUCGAUAAAGGUGUAAGAAGAAUUGAAUAAAAAUAAAUAAUAUAAGGAUGAAAUUGAGGCGCUCACUUAAAAGUUUGAAAAUACUUUCAAUCAACUUAGAUAAAAAAUCUUAAAAUAAUAAAACAUUAAUUCCGAAAUGAAUGAAGCUUUACAAAAUUUAAAAAAUGAGUAGAAUAACUAGAAUAACUCUAAUGAAGAGAUUAAAAAAUCAAAAGCUUAAAUUUAAGAAUUAUAUCUAUAAGGGCAAGAAGAUAUUAAAUAAUUGAAACAAAAAUAUAAAACUGAUAAAUCUGAUUUAGAAUAAAAAAAUAAGAAACUUGAGGAGUAAAACCAAAGGCUUUAAGAAAAGCACAAAUAUUUUGUUAACUAAAGUAUUUAACAACAAAAAAAGCUCAAUGAAACUGAAGAUAAUUUGGCUAAAGCCAAGAGUAAUUUUUAAGAUUAAGAGAUUUAACAAAAAAAAAAACUCAAAGAAAUUGAAGAUAGUUUGGCUAAAGCCAAGAGUGAUUUUUAAGAUAAAGAGUAAGAGCUUUUAAAAUAAAAACGAAUAUUUGAAGAUGAAAAAUCUAAAUUAGCUGAAGAUUUAUAAAAGCAAAAUAUUGAGAAUAAUAAGAAGAUUGAAGAAGAGAUUAGAAAAACCGAAGAAAAUUAUGAGAAAUAGCUUUAGAGCUAAACAAAAUAAUUUGAAAAAAAAAGAUCAGAAUUAGAAAUAAAUCUCAAGAAAGCUGAAGAAGAGGGAAGAAUAGCCAAAGAAAAAAUGAAAGAAGCCCAAGAAUUAGAAAGCAAGGCAAAAGAAAAUUUAGAAAAAAAAUAGGAAUAGAAAGAAAAAUUAGAAAAAGCUAAAUAAGAAUUAGAAAAGCAAGUUCUUGAACAUACUAAAGAUGCAUAAGAAUAGAAGAAUUAAACCAAAAUUAUUAAAGAAGAGAAUUAACAAUAGCUAGAAAAACAGUAAAAAGUAAUAUCAGAAUUAGAAAUAAAUCUCAAGAAAGCUGAAGAAGAGGAAAGAAUAGCCAUAUAUAAAAUGAAAGAAGCCCAAGAAUUAGAAAGCAAGGCAAAAGAAAAUUUAGAAAAAAAAUAGGAAUAGCUAUAAAAAUAGAAAAAAAAAUUCCAAAUAGCAAAAUAAAAAUAAGAAGAAAAUGCUUAUUAAAUAUAACAAUAGCGAGAUAAUGAAAAUAAAAAAAUAUAAGAAUAAUUAGAGUAGAAAAACAAAGAAGAUUAAGAAUAAUAUUAGGAAAAGAUUUAAAAUUUAACAGAACAAUACUAAGGAAAAGAGAAGGAAUUAUAAAAAGUUCAAGAAAAUUUGGAUAUUCAAGCCAAAGAGUUUAAAUAAUAGAAGAUCGAAGCCUAAAAAAUUUUUGAAGAAAAGGAAAAAUAGAUUUAGCAAAUGUAACAAGAAAUUUCUGAGUAACAAUAAUUAGUAGGAUAAGCAUAAGAAGAGGUGAAAAAAGUAAAAAUAUAGAGUGAAAAAUAUUAAAAGGAGCUUUAACUAUUAUAAUAAAGAUUUGAUAAAGAAAUUUCGGAAUAAGAAUAAAAGAUCAAGGAAGCUGAAUAAUAGAUGAAGAAAGCCAAAGAAAGUUAAGAUAAGUAUAAGGAGAAGCUUAAAAUUAAGGAAAAAGAAAAAUCUGAUAUAGAAAAAUAACUUGAAAUAUCCAAACAGGAGGAAGAGAAAGCCAUAGAAAAAACCUUAAGUGUUUAGUAAGAGAUGGAAAAAUAUAAAGAAAUUCAAGAAAAGUAUUAGGAAAGACUUAAAAUUUAGAAUGAAGAAUUCCAAAAAGAAAAAUCUGAUUUAGAAAAAUAACUUGAAAUAUCCAAACAGGAGGAAAAGAAGGCUUAAGAAGAAUAUUAAAAGUAUAAGGAAUAACUUGAAAUAUAAAAAGAAUAAAAAUAAGAAGAAAUACUUAAAUUAGAAGAAAAACACCUAUAUGAAAUCUCAAAUGAAGAUAUUGAAAAUUAAUUAAUAUAUGAAGAAUAGGAAAAGAAAGACAAAGAAUAACAAUUAAAAUAGAGAAAAAAUUCAGAUUUUAUAUACAUAAAUGACAAUAUUAAAACAUAAUUAGAAGAUAUUAAAAAGAAAGUGAUGAUGACUAAUUAGUAAUUGGUUAAUUCAAAUGAAGAAUUAAUCUUAACUUUAAAAAUAAAUUGUAAUAAAUUAAAAUAUUAAAUUUAGAACUAUUGCCAAGUGGGAACAGUAAUUUUUUAAAAGAAUACCAAUAGAAAUAUUAAUGA